This is a messenger RNA of Trypanosoma cruzi, 807 nucleotides long. RefSeq lists its product as uncharacterized. Gene Ontology annotation, molecular function: nucleotidyltransferase activity. The record is from RefSeq and is a predicted model, not a curated record. The transcript has a single exon. Gene Ontology annotation, biological process: RNA 3'-end processing. NCBI's taxonomy places the organism in Eukaryota, Euglenozoa, Kinetoplastea, Trypanosomatida, Trypanosomatidae. The annotation marks the transcript as partial.
ACUCUUUCACAUUAUGAAUUUUCCAGGCACUUACUUCUUUUGAUAAAAAAAUGGGGACGUCGUAGCGGGGUUAUUAAUUCGAUGGAUGGUCUUCUUGCGAGUUACGCCCUAACUGUUAUGUGUGCUCAUUUCUUGAUUAAGGUUGGUAAACUACCCAAAGUAUCCACGCUACGUUCCACAGAUGAACCACAGCUUCUUCCAUUUUUUCCGGAGUAUCGUCCACUAAAUGAUGGUAAAGGUUUGGAUGUUGCAGAGCUUGGUUUUUUGACUGCAGCCUUUUUUGAGUACUAUGGUCAUAUCUUUGAUUACGAAAAAAAUGUUGUUUGCACGACGAAUAUGAAUCUUCUUAAGAAAACGAUGCGCUGGGAAAAAUCCCCCGGUUUGGAAACUGGACGACCACCAUUUUUUGAGUUUGCCAUUAAGGAUCCAUAUGGUUUGGAUAAUAUAGGAAGAAACCUUGACAGAGAAGCCACAGAAUACGUUAAAGAUGCUCACAUUGUCGCCCUAAAGUAUAUUCUUGAUGAAAGAAACGACCCCGAGUUCACUAUCAAUAAUAUCACGCAAUCCCCACCACGACCACAAUGGAAGGAUCGCACGUUGGCAUCAAGGGGUAUUGCCUCUUCAAAUUGCUCGCCUGACCAACUAGAGGCUCAUCACAUGCUAAAACGGAUGGAGUUUCAUGAGCGCAGAAAGGCCAUGGAACGUUUUGGUCAACGAACUGUAAGAAGCACAGAGCAGCAGCGUGUUGUAUCAAGCGUUGCUAAUGACGUUCUUGGUUGGAUACGUGGCGACGACUCGCAACAAUAA